This is a messenger RNA of Lasiodiplodia theobromae, 1512 nucleotides long. Its product is annotated as MFS transporter. Gene Ontology annotation, biological process: transmembrane transport. Lineage: Eukaryota; Fungi; Ascomycota; Dothideomycetes; Botryosphaeriales; Botryosphaeriaceae. The record is from RefSeq and is a predicted model, not a curated record. Gene Ontology annotation, molecular function: transmembrane transporter activity. Bases 1 to 1512 code for a protein of 503 amino acids. The transcript is spliced from 5 exons. Gene Ontology annotation, cellular component: membrane.
AUGGCAGACUCAGCACCCGAGAAUGAAAAGAAGGUCGAGCAGAGGCCUGAAGGUGACGCUACCUCCUCACCAGUAGAUUCCGACGUCGAAUUAGAGGCGAGCAGCAUCAAUGAGAAGGCGCUGUUGAGAAAGCUGGAUAUCAAACUGCUUCCUGGGCUUGUGGUUCUCUAUUUGCUUUCUUUCUUGGACCGGAGCAAUGUUGCCAACGCACGUUUGGAAGGACUUACAGAAGAUCUUGGAAUGACCGGAAACCAAUACCUGACAUCUCUUACGCUGUACUUCAUCGGCUACGUAUUGUUCGAAAUUCCCUGCAACAUCAUCCUCAAGCGCACGACUCCUAAAAUCUGGCUUCCGACGCUCACUCUACUCUGGGGAAUCGUGUCCACCCUCAUGGGCAUCACGCAGAAUUUGUCCGGCUUCUUCGCAGUGCGCUUCUUCCUCGGCGUUGCCGAAAGCGGUCUCUUUCCAGGCGUUGUCUUCUAUCUGUCCAUGUGGUACAAGCGUCAUGAGAGAGUGUACCGCGUAGCGCUAUUCUUCAGCGCAGCGAGUUUGGCCGGCGCAUUUGGCGGAAUCCUGGCAUAUGGCAUCGGCAAAAUGAAAGGCGUCGGCGGCCUCAACGGCUGGCGCUGGAUCUUCAUCAUCGAAGGGCUCCUCACGGUCGUCAUCUCGCUCUUCGCCUACCUCUUCAUCGCCAACUACCCGUCCACCGCGCCCUUCCUCACCCCCAAAGAACGCACCUACCUCUCCGCCCGCCUGACCACCGACUCCGACGCCACCGCGGCGGAACCCUUCUCCUGGGCCGCCGUCGCCCGCUGCCUGCGCGACCCGAAAUGCUGGCUGUACGGGCUAGCCUUCCACACGCUCUCGCUGCCCCUCUACACCCUCUCCCUCUUCCUCCCCUCCAUCAUCAAAUCCCUCGGCUACACCGCCGCCCGCGCCCAGCUCCUCUCCGUCCCGCCCUACGCCCUCGCCACCAUCCUCACCGUCGCCGUCGCGUACGCCUCCGAGCGCCUGCACGCCCGCGCCCCCUUCAUACUCGCCUCCAGCACCUGCGGCGUCGUCGGCUACGCCAUCCUCCUCGGCAACGCCGACCCCGUCGCCCGCCCCGGCGUGUCGUAUGUGGGCACGUUCUUCGCGGCGGCAGGGAUAUACCCCGCCACGGCGCUGGCGCUGGCGUGGCCGGCGAUGAAUGUCGCGGGCCAGACGAAGCGCGCGACGGCGUGCGCGCUGCAGAUUAGUGUCGGGAAUCUGGGGGCGGUGCUGGGGACGCAGUUGUACAGGCCGGCGACGGCGCCGCGGUAUGUGUUGGGGCAUGCGUUUGCGCUUGGGUAUAUGGUGGCGAAUGUGGUUGUUGUUUCUGUGUUGUGGUGGGUGUUGGCGAGGGAGAAUCGGAGGAGGGAGGCGGAGAGACCGUUGGGUGGGGUGGAGGGGGCGGAUCCGCAGGAUGUGGUGGCGGAGAGGGGGGAGCAGGUUACGGGGGAUGAUGAUGUGAGGUGGAGGUUUAAUAUCUGA